AACAAUAAAACGACUGAAGACACAUCGGUGCAUGGUGGUUGUUUCCAUAGGUACACAUGGUGUGCUCAUACGACUCGUGUACCAUUCCCACUUUACGUGUUCAGUUUCGUUAUAAUCCUUGGAUUUGCUUUUCCGUUCACGUCAGCUCCGCUUGGAACUCUCUUCUCAGAAAUACUUGGACCACGGCCACAGGGCUUGAUGCAAGGAAUAUUCGAAUUUGGUGCUUGCAUUGCACGCUGUGUCUCGCCGAUUGUUUUGACAAUUCUAUUCGAAUCAACUGGAUACAUUUGGACCACAGUGAUGCAUAUGGGACUACUCGCAUUUGGAAUGUUUUUGCUGAUCAUUUUCUAUCGACGGAUGGUACCACUGAAAAUGCCACGAAGAAUCGAUGUUGCAGUAAUUCAAGCCGAUGAUCCAGAUAAAGGAUCGUAA
Molecule: messenger RNA, 432 nt
Organism: Anisakis simplex (herring worm)
Lineage: Eukaryota; Metazoa; Nematoda; Chromadorea; Rhabditida; Anisakidae
Source: the annotation of a GenBank genome assembly